Perkinsus marinus ATCC 50983 is the source of this 1166-nucleotide messenger RNA. RefSeq names its product protein kinase 1, putative. The transcript has 8 exons. Gene Ontology annotation, biological process: protein phosphorylation; positive regulation of transcription by RNA polymerase II. Gene Ontology annotation, molecular function: ATP binding; cyclin-dependent protein serine/threonine kinase activity; RNA polymerase II CTD heptapeptide repeat kinase activity. NCBI's taxonomy places the organism in Eukaryota, Perkinsozoa, Perkinsida, Perkinsidae. The record is from RefSeq and is a predicted model, not a curated record. Gene Ontology annotation, cellular component: cytoplasm; nucleus; transcription factor TFIIK complex. Bases 8 to 1144 code for a protein of 378 amino acids.
CAUUGUGAUGGUAACGGAGGAUCACCAUCAUCACGAGUUGCGGGGGAGGAAGAGAUAUCGAAUAGAAAAGUUCAUCAGUGAGGGAACGUACGGUAAGGUGUUCUUGGCCAAGGACCUCUCCAAUGGCGAGGAUGUCGCAAUAAAGAGGCUGAAGACGGCAGCAGCAUCGGCUGGGACAAGUGGUGGUGGCAUUGGAGGAAUACACUUUACGUGUAUCAGGGAGAUGAAGGUCAUGAAAGCUGUUCACAGCGAGAAUGUCAUGUCGUUGGUCGAUGUUUUCGCAUCAAUUAACGAGGAUGAGGCAUCAGCUGAGGAGUCGGCAUCUACGGCAACCCCUAGGCACAAACAACCUCAAUUGUCAUUGGUCAUGAAGUUCAUGCAUUGUGAUCUGAAGAAAGUCCUAAGUUCGAGGAAUGUUACUUUAUCUUUACCAUGUAUUAAGGCUAUGGUAUACCAAAUAGUGUCGGGCGUGAAGGCUCUCCAUGAUGUCUGGUUCGUCCAUCGGGAUCUGUCAUCUGGCAACGUCUUGUGUGAUAUCAACACUGGAACGCUCAGUUUAACCGAUUUCGGUCUCGCCAGGCAGCUUGGCCAACCGCCUCCGGGAUGUUUCGGUCAGUCUAAGCGGUCGUUCGGAGGCAACAUGACCUUCAAUGUGGUCACGUUGUGGUAUAGAGCUCCUGAAUUGUUAUUUGAAUCCUCCUAUUACUCUCCAGCAGUCGACAUCUGGUCUAUCGGUACACUCAUGGCAGAAAUGCUACCUCGGGGGGAAAGGAGUCGACCGAGUACUGUUAAACGCAGGGCCCCACUCUUCCAGGUUCCCUCUGAGGUUGAUCUACUCAAGGCCAUCGUGGAGCUUCUCGGUACUCCGUCAGAACAGGCCUGGCCAGAAGCCUCCAGCCUCCCUAGCUUCCAUGAGUUUGCUUAUCUACCCGAACCUGAUAAUUGGCCUCGGGAUAUGUUCGGGGAUGCUUGCAGAGAAUCGGAUAAGUUGGAUGAAUUCCUUAAAAGUAUGUUGAUGUUGAAUCCAACAGCCCGACCAUCGAGUGCUGAGCUCUUAAAACACGAUUACUUCACUUUGGGCCAUCCUACUAUGGCGAGCAAAGGAGAGGUAGCAAAAGCGCUACGCCCAGCUGUGGGUGGAUGAGCUUACACUGGUCUCUCAAUUU